AUAUUGCGGUUCUAUCUUACCGUUGAAGCAACUGGAAGGCCGGGUCGGUUGAUGUAUAGAAUACGUGGCGGAAAAACGGAACGCGUUUGGACCAAAAGGCCACGUGGAACCUCUGCGUCAACUAAAUGUGUAACAUCUCGAGGGUUGGGUUAUUUGGUGCUUGCGCAAUCUAUCCACGGGCUUAUUGUCAAAAAUGGAUUAGAUUCUGAUUCAAUUGUGGGUACUGCGAUGCUGGAUGCAUAUGCAAAAUCCGGAAAUAUACUUGAUUCUAUUAAAUUAUUUGAGCAGAUUAGCAACCCGAGUCCGGUCUCGUGCAAUGCCAUGCUUGCUGGAUUUAAUUACAAUCAGCAAUUUGAAGAAACGAUUGCAUUGUUUAAUCAGUUCCAGAAGUAUGGUUUAGUACCCAACUUCGUGACAGUAUUGACUCUUAUCGAGGGUUGUAUUGCUCUGGGGUCAAGGGGACUGUGUGAAUCAACACAUGGGUUUGUUGUUAAAUCUGGUCUUGUUUUGAGCACACAUGUUAGUAAUUCUCUUCUUGGCAUGUAUUCAACUUUGAUAGAUUUGGAUUCUGCUACUAAAAUGUUCAAUGAGAUGGAGAGUAGAGAUGCCAUCAGUUGGACAACGAUGAUCGGUUUGCUGGUGCACAUGGAAAAUGCCUUCGAUGCUCUCAGGCUUUUCUCCAGGAUGAGAUACAACGGGGUAGAGUAUGAUGCAGUAGUUUUUAUGAAUGUAAUUUUGGCCUGCACAGUGUUGGGUGAUUUAAACAGAGGAAAACAGGUCCAUGCUCAAGUUGUUGUCCGUGGAUUUGGAUUAGAAAUCCCUCUUGCAAACUCCAUGAUUGCCAUGUACUCCAAGUGUGGUGAAUUAAAUUCUUCAGAAACCGUGUUCAACCACACAGAGGCGAAGAAUCCGGUAUCAUGGACAACUAUGAUUUCUGUAUAUGUGAAGAAUGAACAGCCUAGACAGGCACUGGAUCUUCUGAUCAGGAUAAGAGCAGAAGAAACUUUUGGCUCAGAUUCAGUGAUGGUAGCGUGUGCUCUAACAGUCUGCGGCAAACUUGCUGCCCUGGAGCUCUGCCAGCAGCUCCAUUGCUAUACUUUUCAAGCAGGAUUUUCCCAAUAUGGCUCUGUCCAGAAUAGUCUCGUAUCGGCCUAUUCUAAGUGCGGGAAUGUGGAAUCGGCACACAACGUGUUCAAGGAGAUGAACCAUCUUCGAGAUACAGUCUCCUGGAAUGCACUUAUAACUGGGUGUGGGAUCAAUGGUCACGGGAAAACUGCCGUUGCCCUUUUCCAUGACAUGAAGAAGAACGGGGCACAGCCCGAUUCUGCAACUUACCUGUGUGUUUUGAGUGCUUGCAGUCAUUCAGGAUUUGUUGAUGAUGGUUUGAUUAUUUUCAAUCAGAUGGUCGAAGACAACGAAAUAGUACCUAGCCACGAGCAUUAUGGGUGCGUUAUUGACCUCCUUGCACGAGCAGACAAGUUAUCAGAAGCCAGCAAUUUUAUGGGCCAAUCUUGGAAAGUUAUGGGUCUGAAUGGUUGGAGGGCUUUGCUUAGUGGAUGUAUGCUUCAUGGCAACAUAGAGCUGGCAGAAAUUGUUGCAAGAAUGAUACUUGAGCAGGAUCCAGAAGAGCCUGACCUUGUCGUGCUACUUUCAAACAUUUAUGCAUCAGCAGGGAGGUUUCAGGAUGCUGAAGCGGUAAGGUUGAACAUGGAGAAGAAAGGAUUGACUAAGAAUUCAGGGUUCAGCCUUAUCUCCGGGCCUCCUUGUAUCAUUGGUUGAAGGUUUUCAGUUGAAUUAGUUCAAUAACAGUAUAUUACGUCCUUAAUUCAUUAUUAUAUAUGGAUCGACUACAUGAAUUAAGAAAUCAUGUGGACUGGGUUGGAUAUUUUUAUGUGGCCUAAAAUUAAUAUAAUAGUGUAUUCUCUGGUUGGUCAUGUUGACUAGGUAUUGAAUCAAGUGAGGGAAUUUAAUGGGACAGGCUCCCAUUACGUGGCCAAGAAAUCAACAGAAGGUGCAUUGUUCUGAAGCUAUUAGUAGUGGCUGGAUCCUAAGUCUACAGUCGAGAGUGUUCCCGAUAAAGAGGACCAGUUUUAAAUGCUUACUACAUCAAACAGGAAACUAGCAAAAGAAAAAAAAAAAAUGUAAUAGGGCUACUCUGAGACUGGACCUUUCUUUCUAUUAUAUCAUCUCCUCAGAGAUUUUGUCGGCUAGUAAGUUUGGCUUUUUCUCGCAGCAUUAUUGGCAAAUUCAUCAUCACUUAA
Molecule: messenger RNA, 2261 nt
Organism: Diospyros lotus (date-plum)
Lineage: Eukaryota; Viridiplantae; Streptophyta; Magnoliopsida; Ericales; Ebenaceae
Product: pentatricopeptide repeat-containing protein DOT4, chloroplastic-like
Exons: 2
Coding region: 52-1779 (575 amino acids)
Biological process (GO): RNA modification
Cellular component (GO): intracellular membrane-bounded organelle
Molecular function (GO): protein binding; RNA binding
Source: RefSeq, a predicted model, not a curated record